GGCUUCCACCCCCAACUUGUUGUUUUUGCAGAGAUUGACUGGGGUAAAAUUGACUUGUUUCCUCUUUUCUCUCUUGUUUUUUUUUUUUUUUUCGUGACAUUUAGACAGGCUUCAUUCUUUGGCCUCACCUUUUAUAUCAAGAAGCGGCGCGCAUUUCUACUAUGUCACUGACCCAGCACAAACGUGCCUUUUCUGCAAGUUUCACACGAAGCUUUUGGCGAAGCAAAGUCUGCGUUGACCCAGUUUGGGUGUGCAUGAUGUGUUAGUGCAAGCCGCAGCACGGGACAUGUUUUGGUCGGAUGAGCAGGUGACUUCCAGCGUGAAGGAGAUGAGUUUCGGGGGACCGAUCACGCCUGCCUUGGAGCUCAGCCUCACCGCCGCCUACACCGUCCUGUACGGGCUGCUCUUCUUCAUUGUCUACCUGCAGCUGUGGCUCAUCCUGCACUAUGGUUACAAGCGCUGCAGCUACCAGAGCGUCUUCUUGUUCCUUUGCCUGCUGUGGGCAGCGCUCAGGACGACUCUUUUCUCCUUUUACUUCUACAAUGCGGCGCAGGCCAGACAAUUACAGCCGCUCACCUACUGGCUGCUCUACUGCUGCCCCAUUUGCCUGCAGUUUUUCACCCUCUGCCUGCUAAACUUCUACUUCUGGCAGGUUAUGUUCAAGGCCAAAGCCAAGUAUUCUCCAGAGAUGACCAAAUACAGAAUCCUGCUAUGUUUUUUCUUCCUGUCUCUCAGCGUAUUCUUCCUUGUGGUGAAUUUAACGUGUGUGUUGUUGACGCAAGGAGCGUUGGAGCACUGCCAAUCGCCAAGUGACAGGAGUCUAAGGCACACAGUCCUGUCCCGCGUUGUGAUCAACGACAGUCUGUUCGUUAUGUGUGCUGUCUCUUUGGCCAUCUGCAUCUUCCGCAUUGCCAAGAUGUCCUCAGCCAACGUGUACCUGCAAUCCAAAGGAACCUCAGUAUGUCAAGCCACAGCCAUUGGAGCCAUGGUUAUUCUGAUCUACACGUCCAGAGCUUGUUACAACCUGGUGGUGGCGCUGUUUCUGCUGGACAAACCUGAUCUCUGCAACUACAUUUGGUGCAGUGUUUCUGACCAGGCUGACAUGCGGAAAAUGAGCGAAAACACCUACAUUGUGUUUGGGAUCAUAUUGUUCUUUUGGGAGUUGCUGCCAACCAGCCUGAUGGUGUUUUUCUUCCGAGUCCAAAGGCCAGCCUACGACCUGGUUUCUGCAGGACUGAUCCACAGCCACACUUUCGGCUCCAGGGACUCGUACUUCGGCAACCCAGGAAGGUAUGACAGCGAUGACGACCUGUCCAGAAGCUUCAACAGCAGAGGCGAUCGGGGCAGCCUGCUCCCCUCCAACGUGCAGCCCGGUUGUGCGUCCAGCUGGUACGGUUCUAUCCAGCACAACGGGACUCUGGUGUCCACCCGGCCGCCGCCCACCUCCACAGCCCCCCUUCUCUUCGCUUCCGGCAACGUCCAGAGUGCCCAGCACCACCACCACAACUAUUACUCCACCCCGCAAAGUACUCACCACCACCACAGUUAUCACUACUCCACCCCGCACACGUAAAAAACCCCUCUACAUUUCCACGCAUAAUUAAGGAGAAAUAUUUUCUCCAAAAGUCACAAGUUGUGGACCAGCCCUGAGCACCAAAAUCACGAAGCAGCUUUUUGUCUUUUCUUAUAGUGCAGUCAUUGUUUUAAUGUUUUGGAAAUAAACUCUUUCAAUGAUA
Molecule: messenger RNA, 1736 nt
Organism: Nerophis ophidion (straightnose pipefish)
Lineage: Eukaryota; Metazoa; Chordata; Actinopteri; Syngnathiformes; Syngnathidae
Gene: gpr137c
Product: G protein-coupled receptor 137c
Exons: 8
Coding region: 287-1573 (428 amino acids)
Biological process (GO): positive regulation of TORC1 signaling
Cellular component (GO): lysosomal membrane
Source: RefSeq, a predicted model, not a curated record